AUGAGUGGCAGCGGAAGCGGCGGUAACGAAGAAGACGAAGAUGGCACACACCAUGAUGAGCAGGAAGGCCAGCGGCAGCGACAAGGUCGCGGAGGCGGUGGGCGCCAGAAGCAUCAGCACAGGCACGAGGACGUGGUGCGAAAAGUGCUGAACGCACACAACCCAGACCCGCAAGCGGCGCUGCGGGCGCUGCGCAGCUGCACCAAGGCGGUGGAUCCGGAAAGCGCCUACGCCAUCGUGGAGCACCUGCGCAAGAGCGGCAUCACGCCUUCGCAGGCGCACCUCCACGCGUGGCUGGCGUGUGCAAGCCCAAGGCGCGAUGGCCGCGGCAUCCUCGACAUGAUGGCGCGGUACGGGAUGGUCAUUGACCAGGACACGGUGCUCAGCGCCGCGCAGGGCGCAGUGCGGCACCGCGCGUGGACGCACUUUGACCAGUACAUGCAGUGGAUCGACGCGUACGGCAUCAAGCCAGACCACCUCUUCUACUCGCGCCUCCUCACCUUGCUGGCGGAGACGAGCAACCUGCCACCGGCGGAGUUUGUGCUGCAGCACGCGGCCGCACACGGCGUGGUCAUGGACCCGGUCAUGCUGAGCGCCAUGCUGUCCCUCAACCACGCCUACAGGCGCUUUGACCGCGUUGUGGAGCUCUACGACACAUACCGCCAGGGGCCCGUCAAGAUGACGGUGAAGACAUUCAGCGCCGCCAUCAACGCCCUCACCUUCUCCACGCGCGUGCGCGACGCAGAGCGCAUGUUUGCCGACAUUCGCCGGUGCAAGCUGCCCGUGCAGGUGCCGCACUACACGGCGCUGAUGAACGUGUAUGGCGAGUGCGGGCGUCUUGACGACGUGUUCCGCCUGUUUGCGGAGGUGGAGGGCACCCACCGCCUCCCUGACGCCAUCACGUUCGUGACCAUGCUGCGCGCGUGCGCCAAGGCGGGCGACCGUGAGCGCGCGGCGUUUGUCUGGCGACACAUGCAGGACAAGUACGGCAUUGUUCCCGACGAGCCGGCGUGGAAUGCUUACAUCAGGGCGCAUGCCGACCCAACCAACAUGAGUCACGUGCGCGGCCUGACACUGGCCAUGCGGGCGGCCGGCGUGCCCAUGACCAUCUUCUACUUCAACCACCUCAUGCACGUGUUUGCUGCGGCGGGCAGGCCGCGCGAUGUGGAGCAGCUGGUGAGCAAGGCAGAGGCGCUCGGUCUCCGCCCAACUGUCCUUGAGCGCAUGGCAGAGGCCGGCAUCACCCGCAAUGACGUGCGCGUGUACACGUGCAUGCUCGAAGCCCUCGCCGCCGCCAAGCAGUGGGACGAGAUCCUCUCCACUUGCCAGCGCAUGCUUGACGCGUGGGUCCUGCUUGACGCGCGUGCGUUUGUGCCCGUGCUGCGUGCGCUUGUUGCGCGUGGGCAGGCGGCUGCGGCGAUGAAUGUGCUGACGGUGGAUAUGGGCCGGCAUCUGGCGCGCUAUGACGCCCGCCACCUUGCCACUGUCCUGCAGGGGCUCACACGCGCCGCCACUGCCACUGCCGGUGAUGGUGAUGGUGGUGGUGGUGACGUGGCUGGUGAAGGAGUUGGUGAUGUUGGUGGCAGUGUUGUUGGUGGUACAAACGAGGGCGCAUCGGAGGGGCAGGAAGAGGGUGAUGGUGCGCGACAGCAGCUGGAGCGGGUGGUGGCGCUGGCGGUGGAGUGGCUCGACACACACGCACGUGCGGGUGGCGAUGGUGGGGAUGGUGAUGGUGAGGAGGAGCAAGGAAGAGAUGCAAGGGCCGUGGCGGGGCUGCGACGCGCUCUUGAUGCAGCACGUGCAACCUUGGGAGGGCCGGAGGCCAAGUGA
Salpingoeca rosetta is the source of this 1830-nucleotide messenger RNA. RefSeq lists its product as uncharacterized. Gene Ontology annotation, molecular function: protein binding. The transcript has 2 exons. The record is from RefSeq and is a predicted model, not a curated record. Lineage: Eukaryota; Choanoflagellata; Craspedida; Salpingoecidae. Bases 1 to 1830 code for a protein of 609 amino acids.